Messenger RNA from Helobdella robusta, 324 nucleotides. RefSeq lists its product as hypothetical. Gene Ontology annotation, molecular function: DNA-binding transcription factor activity, RNA polymerase II-specific; RNA polymerase II cis-regulatory region sequence-specific DNA binding. Gene Ontology annotation, cellular component: nucleus. The record is from RefSeq and is a predicted model, not a curated record. The transcript is spliced from 3 exons. The annotation marks the transcript as partial. Lineage: Eukaryota; Metazoa; Annelida; Clitellata; Rhynchobdellida; Glossiphoniidae. Gene Ontology annotation, biological process: regulation of transcription by RNA polymerase II.
GUUGUUGGAGAUGAUACAUUUGAUCCAAGCAGAAGAUCAUUUACAUCAGAUGAACUCAGAGUGGCGCCUAUACUUCCAAAAUCUCAAAAGAAUUUUGUGCCUUCUGAUAAAAAGGAUGAUCAUUAUUGGACCAGACGAUUGAAAAAUAAUACAGCUGCCAAGAGAUCAAGAGAGGCAAAAAGAAUGAAAGAAAACCAAAUUACUUUGAGAACUGCUUAUUUGGAGCAGGAAAAUACAAGGCUAAGAGAAGAACUAUCUAAAGCCAACAGCGAAAUAACGGAAUUGAAGAAAAGACUGAAAAAAUAUGAAUACGUUUCAGAUUAG